Messenger RNA from Saprolegnia diclina VS20, 650 nucleotides. RefSeq lists its product as hypothetical. The coding region runs from base 74 to 535 and encodes 153 amino acids. The record is from RefSeq and is a predicted model, not a curated record. Lineage: Eukaryota; Oomycota; Saprolegniomycetes; Saprolegniales; Saprolegniaceae. The transcript has a single exon.
GACCAAACCCAACUCGGUUCUUCGCUGGAUUCCAGCCAAUAAUUGCCUCCUCAUUUUCAGAUUUACCACGACCAUGACAGUGCACCCGACGACCUACCGGACGACGACGCCCGAGCCGACAACGUACUACGGCAGCCUCCACUACGCCGCCACACCGUAUGCCGCGGCUGCAUACCCGGCCGAGACGUACACGCACUACUCGAACCUCUACGGCGAGCAAUUCCACCACCACUGGCAGCUCUCGGCGCCCGUCGAGGACAAGCCCAAGCAAGUCAAGGCGACGCGGGCCAAGCGCGCCAAGCAAGACACCAAGGAGUACAAGAAGGAAUGGUAUGCCGCCCACCGCGACGCGCAGAAGGAAAAGAUGAAGGCGUGGUACGAGAAGAACAAGGCCAAGCGCCUUUUGCAAAUGAAGGCGUACAACUCGCGCCGGCUGCAAAUGCAGCGCGAAGCCAGCAAGGCGAAAUCGUCUCCGAGCAGAACCACCGCAGAGGCCGCCAACAAGGCGAGUCUGAGCUUCAUCUUGUGCGACUAGACACGCGCGUAGUGUCCAAUGUGGUGUCCUCCUUGUCUGUUGUCCUAGUUCGUUCAAAUAAAUUUAUUCCCUCCUCCUCAUUCACUGCGAUAAAAAGCGGCGCUAUACUUUCGAA